Messenger RNA from Monodelphis domestica (gray short-tailed opossum), 2132 nucleotides. RefSeq names its product hexosaminidase D (gene HEXD). Gene Ontology annotation, molecular function: hexosaminidase activity. The record is from RefSeq and is a predicted model, not a curated record. Gene Ontology annotation, biological process: carbohydrate metabolic process. NCBI's taxonomy places the organism in Eukaryota, Metazoa, Chordata, Mammalia, Didelphimorphia, Didelphidae.
CAGAAAGGAAGCCCUGGAGCCUGGCGCACCGACACUCUAGGUGGAUCUCAGAGCAAUGCGAUCGGCCAUCGGCUUUGGGGACUGGCAGCCUAGGCCAGAGCAACCUUUGCCAUAGCCGGGACGGAGGGGCUGGGCCGCGGAAGUGUCCAGACCAGCCAUGAUCCACCCUCCAGAUUUAGCCACUGUGCUUCAGCUGCUUUAUCCCUCUUCUCCUGUGGCCUUCUUCUCUCACUGAAGAGCCCAUACUAGAGAACUUGGGAGAAAAAGCAUUAAUAAAUAUCAAAAUGUCAAGCUCUUCACCAUUCAAAAUGCAGCUAGUACACUUGGACCUUAAAGGAGCUCCCCCCAAGGUUUUAUACCUGGCAGAGAUCUUCCCUCUCUUCCAUGCCCUUGGUGCCAAUGGUCUCCUCAUUGAAUAUGAGGACAUGUUUCCCUAUGAGGGACCUCUACAGCUCCUGAGGGCCAGGCACGCCUACAGCCACUCUGAGAUCAAAGAAAUUCUUCAUUUGGCCAAGCUACAUGACUUAGAGGUGAUUCCCCUAGUGCAAACAUUUGGACACAUGGAAUUUGUUCUGAAGCAUAAGCAAUUUGCUCACCUCCGUGAAGUAGAGCUGUUCCCAAAUGCUUUAAAUCCCCACAAGGAGGAAUCCCUGGCAUUAGUGGGUACAAUGAUUGAUCAAGUAAUGGAGCUACACAAAGGCAUUCGAUGGUUCCACAUAGGAUGUGAUGAGGUAUAUUACCUUGGUGAAGGGGAACUGUCUAAACAAUGGUUACAGCAGGAACAGAACAAUAUGGUAAAACUGUGUCUGACUCAGAUGAAAGCAGUUGCCAGGCAUGUGCUCAUCCACCACCCCACUGUUAAGCCCAUUGUAUGGGAUGAUAUGCUUAGAGGCAUUAGUGAAGAAUAUCUCACAGAAUCUGGAAUAGCACAACUGGUGGAGCCAAUGAUCUGGGACUACAUUGAGGAUAUGGAUGUAUAUGGAAAGGUUCUCCUCAUGGAUAAAUACAGGAAGUGUGGAUUCCCUAAACUGUGGGUUGCCAGUGCUUUUAAAGGUGCCACAGGGGUGAAUCAGUCUUUGACCAUUAUUGGCCAUCAUCUCAAAAAUAACAUCCAAUGGUUGAAAGUGGCCGAAAGUGGACCUACUGAGAUGCUGCAAGGAAUCGUUCUAACUGGUUGGCAAAGGUAUGACCAUUUUUCUGUUCUCUGUGAACUGCUUCCUGUGGGAAUCCCAUCCCUAGCAGUCUGUCUGCAGGCACUCAAAUAUGGAGGUUACACUGAAAAUGUUAAAAAAAUAGUAGAAAAGUACUUAGGGAUAUCAAAUUUGGAAAUCAACAGUUUUAUGAGUGAAAGCUCUGGGACCUUCCCUGGCAGUGAUGUCUUCGCCCUGGUCACUCAGGUCAGCUUUCACCUGAGGCUCUCUGUGGAUGAACUGCUAGAAAGGAAUAGGUAUGUGACAGGCUGGUUCAGCCCUUACCACCGCAAAAGGAAGACGAUUCACCCUGUUAUGAUCCAGUACAUCCAGCCAGAUGCCAUAAGUCUCCUAGCCAGGUGGAAUGCUGUCAUCCAGGAGCUGCAAGCAGCACUUGAGAGAAUUUUCUACCCAGAUGCAAUAGAGGAAUGGCUGGAAGAAAAUAUCCAUCCCACCAUGCAAAAGCUACAGCAGCUAUUGAAAGACCUAGAUGCAGCAAUAGCAGCUCAUUCUUAACACUUUUGUGACUCAUCUUGGAUUUUAGGAGGCUUACCUACUACUAAUCCAGUGGAGAUUUCUUAAAGAUGGACAAAGCCACUCAUUACCACAUGAAAGCAAGGCUAAGGGGAGGGGAACAGGGUUAAGAGGGAUCCUGUGGGUAUAAUUGAAAAAUCUUAUUCCCAAAACAAAAGCUGAAAUGAGACAUUCAGGUGUGAAGAUAUGAUACUGGAUCUUGUGUAAAAAGCUAGUACCAUGAAAGGAUGGAGCAGAAUUUAUUAUGCCUUAAGUGAACUCAAAAAAUUAGAAAUAGCCGUCAUGAUCAUUACACAGGGCAGCAGUAAAAAGGCACUAAAAAUAAAAAGCAAAAGAGAUAAGCAGGGAAAUUACAUUAUGCUUGAAAGCAUCAUAAAUAAUGUUAAUACUGAUAUAUAUGCACAAAAA